AUGAUUAUGUGUAUUGAGUGGAUUAACCCUAAUCUAAUUGAGUCAACAAAACUACAGUACCGUUUGCUGAUUGCUUUGGGCACCGGUAUUGUGUAUGCAGUGGUGGGUCUGUUGUCCAUGUAUUUCAACAGCAGGACAGACAUUGACAACAAACGGAUCCGACUUUUAUAUCAUAUCAAUUGGAUUAUUGCUGUCAUCAAUGCCUCCAUAGGUUUGAGUGCCAUUGUCUCCACUGUCCAACAUAUGGUCAUGAAAUCGGUCUGA
Molecule: messenger RNA, 264 nt
Organism: Medioppia subpectinata
Lineage: Eukaryota; Metazoa; Arthropoda; Arachnida; Sarcoptiformes; Oppiidae
Source: the annotation of a GenBank genome assembly